UAAUUUGGUCAUUUGGGAAUCUGAUUAUUUGAAAAUUUCGUAAUUUGAAAUUCUAGGACUUUGAACAUUUAUAUCACGAAGUAUACACGUUGUAUGUCGAAAACAUUCCAUGUGCGUUACUCCUCAUGCGCAGAAUGAAUAAAAACUCGUCAUCCGAUAACGAAUAGAAUGAACUUUAUUAUAAGCAGCAUGUUUUAAGAUAUUUCUUAUUUCGCAAUAUUUACAUAUGUAUCUUUUUCUUAAAUAAAAGUAAUAAAUUAUAAUAGAAUUGUAAUUUAUUAUUAUGAAUUGCACAAUAAGUAGCAUAUGUGCAGGGACUUUUAAAUUCUUUUAUUGAAAUUGGGAUCGAGAAUGCGCGCCAAAAUGUAUGGGUAUAAAGAAUCACAAGUUUGCAAUUACAGAUUUUAGCAAAGUGUAUGAAGAGUUAUUACAUGAGCACGUGUUAUAAAAAGUCAUUAAUCAAGUUAUAAACAAUGCCACUAAUAAAGAAACCUAUGCGUUAUGCGCAUCCAGAAGGACACACGCAUGUUUGUUAUUUCACUGGUGAAAAAAGAGGACUCGUUACUUGUGGGUCAGAUGGGGAUGUUCGAUCCUGGUUGAAUUUAAUGGAUGAUGAUCCAGCUGCAAGUUGUGUUUCUGAACAGGCUAUAUCAGUCGUAUCAAAGAAUGGAAAAAUAUUUGUUGGAAAUGAUAACAAUACUGUUCAGAUACUGAAUUAUCCUGAUCUUGAAAAAGAAGGGAUAGUGACUAGGUUUUCAGCUGCUGUAUCAGCAUUAGCAACAACAAAAGAUAGUAAUAUUAUAGUAUCAGGGUCUUGUGAUAUGAGAAUUCAAGUGACUGAUAUUAAUACAUCAGAUAAUAUAGAAUUAUUGGGACAUGAAGCUCCUAUAUUAGGUUUAUCAUUGGACCCCAAAGAAGAAUUUGUGGCAUCAUCAAGUGCAGAUGGGUCAGUACGUGUAUGGAAUAUUAAAGACAAACAUGUUGUGAAUACAUGGGCUAAUGUUGUACCUAAAUGUAACUCAUUUUUUACUGCUAAAACAUAUGGUGUUCCUUCAUUUCACCCUAAAGAUGGAAGUUAUCUUGCUUAUCCAUUUAUGAAGGAUGUAGUUAUAGUAGAAAGAUCUUCUUGGAAGGAAUUAUUUCGUUUAAAAUGCAUUAAUAUAAAAAGUGAAAUCAGCAUUUGUAAAUUUUCUGAAUGUGGCACAUUAAUAGCUGCUAGUUCAGUAACUGGAGAAAUAAUUGUUUGGAAUAUGCAAACAAAGGAAUUAGUUGGCUAUAUUGAACAUCAGCAAAAUUCUAAAAUUACUGCAUUAUGUUGGAAUAUUGAUAAACCAGAUGAGAUAGCAUUUUGUGAUGCUCUGGGUCAAUUAGGAUGUAUUGAUGUGAUAUUUGAUGAUAAGUUAACAGAUAAUGAACAAAAUGUAGAAACAAAUGGAGAUAUUGGAGACAACAAUGUUGAUAUGUUAGAAGAAGAUGAUGAUGGAGAAAAUGUUAUAUCUUUAAAUAAAAUUAAAGCCUCUGCAGAUCUUGAAGAUGACAAAUCAAGUGUUUCUGAUGCACGCUCUGAAAAAUCACAACAUGAUGUAAAUGUUCUUCCACCUGAAGUUCACUUACAACCACCAUUUCAACCUGGCUCAUCCCCAGUACAUUUAUUAUCCCGUUUUAUGGUGUGGAAUGAUACCGGUAUGGUAAGGUGUUUUACUUCCGAAGAUGGCGAUGAGUCUAGUAUUGAAGUUGAGUUUCAUGACGUGACAAUCCACCGUAGUAUGCAUAUUAAUAAUUAUUUAAGACAUACAAUAGCAGCUUUAUCUCCAGAAGCACUAGCAUUGAAUUGUCCAUCGAGUAGCGAUACCCGAAGUAAACUUGUUGUAAUAGCAUUACAAGGUUGGGGUUCUGGAAAUAAAGAAUGGUCUACAGAUCUACCUGAAGAUGAAGAAGGACAGUGUAUUGCCGCUGGUGAUAAUUUCGUAGCUCUUUCGACAUCUAGAAGAUAUUUAAGGAUUUUUACAGUAGGUGGAACGCAGCGUGAAAUGAUAGGUUUACCAGGCCCUGUGGUGGCAAUGAAUGGACUCAAAAAUAAUUUAGUGAUUGCUUAUCACAGUGGAAUAGGGGUGUCAGGUGAUCAAUGCAUGAAUUUACUAUGGAUUCAAAUUCGUAGAUCGACCUUACACAGUCGAACACUAUGUCUUCCGUUAUCACCUUCAUCAGAACUUAUGUGGUUAGGACUUUCUGAUCUUGGAUCUCCUGUUAUAAUGGAUGCUGAUGAUAUUAUUAAAGUUUAUAAUAAAAAAUCUUUCCUGUGGAAAGUUGCCAGUGAUAUGAAUGGACAGUCUAAGGGUAAAGCAGAUCAUUAUUUCAUAAUUGGAAUUAAUGAAGCACAAAGUAUAGCUCGCUGCGUUUUGUGCAAAGGAAGUCACUACCCACCAACUACUCCACGUCCUGUCAUCGCAGAAAUAACUUUAAGUCCACCGCUUUGUGAAUUUGAAAGUGAAAAGACAGAAAAAGAAUUAAAAUUAUGGAAAUUGGGAAGUGAUCCUUUAGAAGAAGACGAAGCAGUGUUGUCCCUUAUUGCACUUGCUUGCCGAAGCAAUUUGGAAUAUCGUGCAGUGGAAUUGUGUGAACAACUCGCAUCAGAGAAAGUCAUAGAAUUAGCGAUUAAGUACGCACGAAGAAUAAAUCGAACAGCCUUAUCUAAUAAAUUAGAAACAAUCGCUGAUAUAAAGGAGGAAGAAAAGAAAAACGAAGUGGAGAAUAAGAAUAACGAUGAAGAUCUUAAAAGCGACGAAGAAGAACCUCUGGAUAAUGAUCCUAAUGAAUCAACGGUCUUACUAACUAUUAAAAAGCCAGAUAUAGAAAUUAAGCCAUUAUCUAUGAAUGAAACAUUAUCAAUGAAAAGGAGUAAUCCAUUCUUAAAGAGCGGAAAUUCUCCGACUGUAAAAGGAUUAGCUGGAUUAGACGUUACUCCGGACAAACCACAAAAGCCAACAACAUUAGUUACUCCGAAGCCGAAAACAAAACCGGCAAAAGAUACUCCGAAGAAAGAAACAUUUGUUAGUUGGUAUGCUAAGAAUAAAAAAAGUUUACAGGAAGAGUUCCCUGAAUUGAGUCCAGCAGAUUUAACGAAAGCUGCUUUAGCAAGAUACAAAGAAAAGGAGGUGGUUAAAAAUCAAGACAGUUCAGAAUCUUUAGAAUCAAAAAAGAGGAAAUUGAGCCCCGAAAGUGAUCAAAGUAAUCAACCGAAACGGGGUACACUACUUAGUUCCUUCGCAUACGAAAAAUAAAUACUUUUAUCAUAAUGUAAGAUAUAUUUUUAUAUUUCUAAUUUAUAUAUGUGAUAUUUAUUAU
This is a messenger RNA of Megachile rotundata (alfalfa leafcutting bee), 3345 nucleotides long. RefSeq names its product Chromosome transmission fidelity 4. Gene Ontology annotation, molecular function: protein binding; chromatin binding. Gene Ontology annotation, cellular component: nuclear replication fork. The record is from RefSeq and is a predicted model, not a curated record. Gene Ontology annotation, biological process: DNA repair; DNA-templated DNA replication; mitotic cell cycle. Lineage: Eukaryota; Metazoa; Arthropoda; Insecta; Hymenoptera; Megachilidae.